Messenger RNA from Bursaphelenchus okinawaensis, 3770 nucleotides. NCBI's taxonomy places the organism in Eukaryota, Metazoa, Nematoda, Chromadorea, Rhabditida, Aphelenchoididae. The record is from the annotation of a GenBank genome assembly.
AUGUUGUUGUUUGUUGUGUUAGUGUUGCUUUCUGUGACGGUGCAUGGCCAUGUAAGUGAGGGGUGUUGAGUGACGUCAGGUGUUUUUUUUAUUUUUUUAAAACAAAAAUUGAUUUUGUUACCUAAAAUAAAAAAAUCUUAAAGUUUUUGCCAUUUUUUCAUAGAUAUUACCCGAAUUUAGGAGAGAAAGAGUACUAAAUAACAUAUAACACCACAAUACUUUAUUUCCAGGACCAAAACUAUACAGAACCGGAACUAGAACGACACAAACGUUCAUGUGCUUGUGUAUCACAAUAUACUCCAGUAAAUUGUAGAUGCCAUCAAGGUGGCAAUACUACAGAUUUGCUUUGUCGGUAGGUUUUGAGCCAUUCCCAUAACUUAAAUUUUAUAAACAUGUUCCUACUGACCCGAUAUCACCAUCAGUUACCUAAUUUUAGAUGCGAAAAAGCACAACUAGCCCCACAAUGCAGUUGUGCACCAUCAGCAUCAACAAUGUGUUCGCCUGUAUGUCAACAGCAAUGUGUACAAGCUUGCUUGGCUCAGCAACAACCUCUAGAUGCCUGUCAAUCGACCUGUCAAUCGACUUGUGGUCAUGCUUGCCAACAAAUGGCACCAGCUUCUUCUAGCGGCUAUAGUUCGUCGGUGGUCUAUUCAGUACCGCCUGCUCCAGUUGCGUCGAGUUUUUCUGGUCCUCCUGAACCAAAUUACCCAUCUUCAGCUGGAUAUCCUGGACCAUCUUCAUCUAAUUAUCCACCCCCGUCUGGUCCAAAUUAUCCAUCUGGACCGAACUACCCAAUACCACCUGGAUCGGCAUCACCUCAUUACCCAGUACCAUCAGCCCCUCAAGGACCACACUAUCCUGUACCACCAAUGCCCCUACCCCAGCCAAUUCUACUAUCCACCCCACCAACUUGCCAUUGUGCACCAGACCAACCCCAUUGCCAGUGCAAUUGCGUACCGCAUUGUACCGAACAAUGCGUCCAAAACUGCUCACCAACCAAUUCGCAAUGUUCUCAAACGUGCUCGAAUUCAUGCGAAAGUUCAUGUGCCAAACAUCACGGUAUUGAUAGUAACAUUCUGCCUCCGGCAAUGUACUCUGAAUGUUCUGGAAAGUGUCUACCGUCAUGUCGCAAAGCCUGUGUGAAGCCCCAAGAAAGUGCACCAAAUGGUGUGGCAUGUCAGGACGCGUGCGUUGGGAUGUGUCAAGCCAAUUGUCAACUCACUGCGUACAAUAAUAUGCUGCGCAAUGAUGAGUUCAGCGGGCUACAGAGAAGCGACGUUGAUUUUAAUGCUAUCGAAAAGCUGGCUAGAGAUUUCCAGGCCAAUCAUGAUGUUAUACAAGGCAGAAAUGACCUGGGUAAUGGCCCUCAACGUAUUCCUACACCUUCACAAGCCCUACCACCGGUUCCACAAGCUACACCAACAGUCCCAGUACAGCCUAUAGGGUCAACAAUUUCAAACCAACAAAGUUUUAUAACUCCAACAGUACCAUUACAACCACAAAACAGUCAAUAUUUACAAAAUGAUGUUACCUUACCUACCUUUAACUUGAAGAAAGAGCCUUUUAUGCCUUUUAUGCCAAUUCAGACGGUCCAAAAUGGUCCUAUUAGGCCUACUGGAGUUCCGAUAGUUUCUUCUUCCUUACCUACACAGCCAAUGAGACCUAUAACUUCAGUUCCACAGCUAAACAACGCCCUAAACAACCACAAACUAGCUGAAAACCCACCAACUUUGAACGUUCAACAUCCAAUUCAACGUAUCGAACCAUUACCAUUAGUCCAAAUUCAACCCCCAAGACCGGUCGAACCUAUUUCAAAUCCUCAACUGAUGCCAAAUCUUCAACAACGAUUAAAUCCUCAACCAAUCCCAAAUUCCCAGCUAAUAUUAAAAUCAGAGCCGAUAUUUGCCACCCUAGAACAAGCUGGUCCACUACUUUCUAGACCUCUUCUGGCCGAUGCUGCGCCAUUAUGUGCUCCAACUUGUAUGCCAUCUUGUGAAAACGGUUGUAUUAACAGGUAUAUGAAGAGAUAUAACGACCCAAUACCAUUGAAUCCACCACGAUGGAGAAAGAACAAUGAGAAUUUUCAGAAUGAGGGGAACGGUCAGGAACGGAGGUACAGAGAUAAAGAAAAUGGUUUGCGCUACAAUAACAACGUAGUUAAUAGAGAGAACAAAGAAGAUGUCAAUGAUAACAGUGACAGUAGCAGCAUCGACAGUUUUGAAGUCAGAAGAAGACCUCCACUUCAUAGUACAACACCAGUUAGUGCUAGCAGCACAUUCGGAAGCGCUUGGAGUACCAAUAGCCGUAACAAUCAAAAUCCAGUUUCUACUAUAUCUUCUUUACCACAAGUAUCAUCUUCACAGUACAAUAGCGAUAACAACAAAGAUAAUUAUAACGAUGAAUACAGCAAAGCUAGCUAUAACAAUAACUAUAACAACAAAGAUAGUUACAGCAUACCAACUACAACAUAUGACAUUGUCAACCCAACACUUCCCACACAAAACAGCCAGCAAAGAAAAUCAAGUUCAGCAUCUCAAAGUUCAGCCGAUAAUGUUAAAUCAAGCACUCAAGACCAGUUAGCUAGCUUUCUGAAUCCAUUAAUGGAUCAAGGAUCAGUCGAAACUCCACUUUUUCAUCAAGUUCAGUUUAAACCACAAUACAACCAACCAAAGGCUCAGUAUGCUCAACAACAGGCCCAAAAUCUGUAUCAAGAAAACAAUAAAAACAAGCAAAGUCAUAGAGAACAAAACAACCCAACUAUUAUAUCAAGCAUAAAUCAACUUCAACAAAGAUCACAGUCGACGUUAAAGCCUGAAAGUCAAAAUAUGUUUUACAAUCAACAAGACACUCAAUAUGAGUAUGGAAACAACAAGAACUCAAGAAGAAAUCACAACCAAUAUCAGCGUAGCAACCUACAAUACGACAGUGUGGAAAUGACAAAGUCUAACGGGCCUGAUCAACAAAUCACAGCUCUUGCUGUAAUGCCAAGAUACCCGUUUAGCCACCAACAACGUACAAACCCAUCAUUAACAAGCUUUUCCAACGCCAAUCCGGCACCAUUCCGUCGUGCUUUAACAUCAAUUCAUCGUACUGAUAUCAUCCCCUUAACCUUGGAAUACAACAAGACAAAGUAUGAGCCAAAAGUGUACCAACAGCUCUACAAUGAUCCUAAUUACGGACCAACGUUAGCUUUGAACAUUCAAUUCCCAGCACCAGCUAAAGGUUGUGCACCAGGUUGUCGGCCUGAAUGCACAAUACAGUGCAUCGAGAAGAUUGGCCAAGGAUUCGCAGUGACUGAGGCUAGGACCUUCUUUAACAAACGAUUUUCAAAAAUUGGUGGGAAUCAAGUGAAUCGGAAUCGAAUCAUGUUAACUGAUCCAAAAGCGGCCGAACCUGAUGUCAGCAAGAUAUUUGAGCCUUUUAGGGAUGCGCCGAAGGUAAAUUAUACUAUUUACGUUUAAUGAAUAGUAUUGCGCUAACUCUACUCUAACUUAUCCUAUUUUACUCUACCUCGCUCUAUGUUAUCUUAACCUAUCCUACCCUACGUUUUCCAGCCCUACCUUACCCUAUCGACUUAGGUUAACAUCGUAUCAUAUCUUACCCUACAAUUUUCUAACAUAUUAUACUUUCAGAGUUCAAUGGCCGAAUGUUCACCUGAUUGUAUGCGGGUUUGUAAGCGAGCAUGUAUAAAACAGGACACAAAUGCUCUACAAUGCUACGCAGAAUGCAAUCAAGAGUGCAUGGCACGAUGUCCAGAACGGAAUGAUUAG